UUUCCCUGCAGCCUUCCCAAAAAAAAAAAAAAAAAAAAGCCAAAAAACUUUAUUUUUUUUUAACCAGGGUUUACGCCUUUUUUCUGUACUAUAAUCAAUUAUUUAGGUUCAUUCUGUCCAAUCCAUGUACACCACAUUGAAAUGCUUAAGGCUGCCAAAGAAACCAUGGAGAAGGGCCAGGAUGGAAUGGGCGCAGCCAUGGUUCUUGGAGGAUUUGUCUCUCCCAGUCACGAUGCAUAUGUGGGUCAGAAGCUCAAAGGAGAUGCCUUGUAUCUGAAUUCUGAAGAACGAAUGGAGCUGUGCCGUUUGCAGACUGCGGACUCUGACUGGAUCGAUGUUGACCCCUGGGAGGCAACUCAGAGUGAAUUCUAUGACUAUCACAAGGUCACAUCGCGUCUGCAGCAGUUCCUGCAUGAACAAUGUCAGUCAAGGCUCGAGAGCAAGAUGCACGCCCUUCUGCAGGACCAGCAGAUGCAUCACAACAACAAUUUCAUCAUCAACCAAAACAACAACUGUAGCACCAGCAAAGAGAUGUCACAAGGAUCAGGGUCACUCGAAUCAAAAAAGAAUCCAUUCAACAUCAGGGUCGUAUACAUCUGUGGCGCAGACUUUGUCCUUCGAACAGGGGCACACAAACUCUUUGGAGGUCUUGUCGUAGUUGACAGGCCUCUUGGUCCUCCUUCCGGCAGACGUUCCAUCCUGCUCAUCAACUCUGGAGGACACAUCAAUGUACCAGUCUCAGACCAGGCUGAUAGUAGUGAAAUCUCAAACUCACUUUCACCGACAGGAUCAACAUCCGGCUUGACUGUCAAAGAAAGAGUAUUUCAGAAGCUGACGAAAUCGUAUGGAGCACACUGGUGCGAAGCCAGCAUGAACAACAUCUGGUGGUUACCUACGAGAAGUAGUAGCGAUACUGGUGACAUCAGCUCAACUCGGAUACGCAAGCUGCUCACAGAAAACGACGAUUGUGCGGGUUUGCUUCAUCCUGCGGUUGCUAAACGUCUUCGCGAGAAGCUAGACAGCAAGAAGAACGCUUAAGGAAACGCCGCCAUGCGUUGAUCGGAUCUUUUCCCCCAUACAUCUACUCAUUACCGUAAAUUAUCACUUACUCUGCUGUACCCUUUUAUAUUUUUUGUUGUUUCAAUUUUUCUUUUCUUUUCUUUCUUUCUUUUUAGAGAAAGAAGUUGUAUGUAGUUGUUGAAUGUGUAUUAGUACGUCGACGUCUUUAGGAGCUAUAAUCGAGACAAUGGCUUUUUUAGACCUCCGUUUUUUUCUUAUUAUUUCCGUUUUAUUCUUUUACUUUUAUUUUCUCCUUGCUUUGUAAAAUAAACCGAU
Messenger RNA from Lobosporangium transversale, 1335 nucleotides. RefSeq lists its product as hypothetical. Gene Ontology annotation, biological process: NAD+ biosynthetic process. The coding region runs from base 142 to 1038 and encodes 298 amino acids. The transcript has a single exon. NCBI's taxonomy places the organism in Eukaryota, Fungi, Mortierellomycota, Mortierellomycetes, Mortierellales, Mortierellaceae. The record is from RefSeq and is a predicted model, not a curated record. Gene Ontology annotation, molecular function: nicotinate-nucleotide adenylyltransferase activity; nicotinamide-nucleotide adenylyltransferase activity.